Molecule: messenger RNA, 1362 nt
Organism: Dunckerocampus dactyliophorus (ringed pipefish)
Lineage: Eukaryota; Metazoa; Chordata; Actinopteri; Syngnathiformes; Syngnathidae
Gene: eva1bb
Product: eva-1 homolog Bb (C. elegans)
Exons: 3
Coding region: 436-939 (167 amino acids)
Source: RefSeq, a predicted model, not a curated record
GUGAACAGACCUGUGGUGUGUUUGCAAGCAGCAGUGGACACAUCACCUCACUCUGGUCAGCACGGAGCAACUUGGAAGUGAGUAUGCGUGCGUUUUGCCUGCAGGAAAUGUACGAGGGCCCACCUUAAAGGAGAAGGAAGAGCGUCAUUGUCAUCAGGGGACGACUGGUCACUGAAGAUGAAGGGGAGUGGACAUUAGGGCUCCUGGAAGAGCAACAUCAUCUCCUCUUUGCAUCUUCUCACUGUAAUCCUGUGGAAACAAUGACAUUUUUAUACUUAGCACAUGUAUGUUAGCACAUUCUAAAUCUUCAGUGGAACAUUUGUUGGAGAGACUGUCGUCCAUCAUCCAGGACUACGAAGUAGCCGAUCCUGGAAUUUCGGCGAGUAAAGGAAGUUCCUGGAGAUGGUAGAGACUUAAAGGCAAAGUUGAACCAGUAUGGAGCCUAUUAGGAAAGACAUGGAGCUGCUGAGUAACAGCAUGGCGACAUACGCUCACAUCAAAGCCAACCCAGAGAGCUUCGCCCUCUACUUCAUGAUGGGCGUUUGCUUCGGCCUGCUCAUGGCGCUGUGCCUCCUGAUAGCUGGCAUCACCUGCAGGCCUCGCCGCCACAGCAGACCUCCUCGGUCACCCGAGAGGAGGCAGCUGAAGGAGUCCAGCGAGGAAGAAGAGGAAGAAGGAGAGGAGGAAGUGGAAGACGAAAGCCUAGCAGAGGAAGGCGAGUCAGAAAACCACAAACUGACCUUGGUGCCCAUGGACGAGCGCAGCACGCAGUCUCACGGCACUCUGAAGAGCGUCGAUGUGUUCGCCUCAGCCGAGGAGCUGGAGAAGGCACGGCGUCUGGAGGAGAGGGAGCGCAUUGUUAGGGAAAUAUGGAGGAACGGGCAGCCUGAUAUUCUGGUCACUGGGACUGGUACUAUUGGACGGGUCCAUUAUCACUAGUGUCCAAAAACCUAUGGCAAACAGACACAGAACACUGGAACACUUGACUGUAAGAUUUUUCAUGUGUCUCUAUGGAGAAGGUCCAGUUUGAUAAUAAUGCUAUUAACAUACAUGCAUCUAGUAAUUGCAUUGUGGGUAAUAUGGUGUUUCACAUCCUCGGUUUCAGAUUCCGUGGCCUAAAAAGUGAGAAUCUGCUUUUGUUCCGCAAAUAAUUCAUGGAAAAUAUGAAAAUGCUAUCCUCCAGUGAUUGGAAUAAAUGCACAUUUUAGGAUCAAGUCAGUACUUAAAUUAAAUGUAAUUAAAUGUUUUGUCGAUCUGUCGUUCUGUGGAUGUAUUUUCAUGGUUAUAUUAACCCACAUCCCACUUUAAUGUUAGAUCUUGAUCAUAAUGUGGGAUCACAAAUAAAGCAAUAUUUAGUUUGUA